Messenger RNA from Fraxinus pennsylvanica, 465 nucleotides. The record is from the annotation of a GenBank genome assembly. NCBI's taxonomy places the organism in Eukaryota, Viridiplantae, Streptophyta, Magnoliopsida, Lamiales, Oleaceae.
AUGUUUUGUCUGUCUUCGAAGUUGAAGCUUGCCUUGAAAGAGUUCAGUAAGGAGCAUUUUUUAAAUCUACCUACAAGAGUCGCUCAUGCUCGGACUGAUUUAGAACAUGUUCAGUGUUUGAUUCAGCAUUCGCCUUUGGAUUCAUCUUUACAUAGGGAGGAGGCUCGGUUACGAAAAGGAAUUUUAUUGAGUAGACUAGCUAAGGUGGCUGAUAUUGUUGAGGGUGAUACCUGGAGGUGGCCAUUAGCUCGUUCCCCAACGUUAUCUGACUUGAUGCGAGAUACGCUUGAUACUUUUCAGCCGUAUAGUACUAGAGAGGAUGUCUUGCUAUGGGUGGAUGAUGCACAUGGAGUCUUCUCUGUUCGGAGUGCUUGGGAGUCUAUUCGACUUCGCUGCCCUAGGGUGACUUGGUAUCACAUUAUAUGGUUCCCUCAGUGUAUUCCCCGUCGUGCAUUUAUCCUUUAG